Molecule: messenger RNA, 1576 nt
Organism: Lycium ferocissimum
Lineage: Eukaryota; Viridiplantae; Streptophyta; Magnoliopsida; Solanales; Solanaceae
Exons: 3
Coding region: 553-1419 (288 amino acids)
Source: RefSeq, a predicted model, not a curated record
CUCCUUAUUAUUAUCUCCCCGUUGAAUCCGAUACUAAUCUUAGGGCUAUAAUAAUAAUAAUGAUCCGAUUUACUCGUUUUCUAGUUAUGCUUGUUUGAAAUCCGAGCAAUUCAAUCUUCUUCAUUGAUUAUUUUGUUUUUCUUGGAAUUCGAUCGGGGAUUUUAGGACUUGUUUGGAAGGUGAAAAAGGAGAUUUAGGGAAUUUGGAAUUGUGGAGGGGAAAAUCGAAGGGCAUCGCAUCGGAUAAGACGAUGCAUUCGGUUACACCUUAUGUUUUGGAUCUGUUAACAAGUUUACCACAAGCUGCUUCUUUUUAUGGCGUUUUGUGCUCUCAUCGUCUUAAGCCUUGGCCUAAUAGUGUUAGUUAACGUUUAAUUCCUAAACGUCUUUUUUAAUUUCUUUUCAUAUUGCCGGUUUUUGUGUUUGUUUCGAGGGAUUUUUCAGCAGAUCUAUUUCCAAGUAGUUGUAGCCAAAUCUGGUGGAAAUUUUGCGUGUUGACGUGGAUUGUUUCAUAUCGACAUAUACUGAAAGAUCUUUUCUGUCUCUUUAAUUGAUGGCCGUUUGUUCUGCUAGUUACCAGUUGGACUCUAAAAGGAUAAGUUGCUUUUCUGAGUCGUCAAAGGAGACUCUUGGUUGUGCUCCUGGCAAUCCAGGAGGUUCUUUUUUAAAUGAUCUUGGGCACCAUUUCUCUGAAUCUCUGAAAAUUGAGGAUGGUAAAGACUUGAUUUACAAGGAAGAUUCCAACACGUCGGAGGAAGAUGGAAGUGAAGAUAUUCAUGCAAAUGACGCUGACACUGGCAUUACGGACUCAGAAAAAUUCUUGAUCAAGUCUGCAACAUUUCCAUGCUCUGCUAUGAGCACUCCCCCUCCUGAGUUGGUUUAUGAGCAGAAGGAGCAGGAGGCCGAUGCUAAAUCUACUGAUUUGCCUUAUUCACGUUCCGUAUCUUUACCUACAGCUUCGAAGCUUGUAUCUGCCAUUAAAGGUAGCCGUGAGAAACAAGGAAAACCACCCAAGAAGCUUUCUGUGACAUGGGCUCCUGAUGUGUAUGACCCUAUCCCGACAGCAGUUUCCCAUGUGCCAAGCAAGGUACAACGUCACAGGAGCGACCACAGGAAGAACGGGAAGAAUAAGAAGAAAAGUAAUGGCAAAUCUUCACGAGAGAGCAAGGGUAAAGACAAGAAACAAGGUCGCAAACAUGGUGGGAGUACCAAGAGGAGUUAUCUUCCUCUCGAGGAUAACCACAUAAUGACUUGUUCUAGCUUUGAUUCUCUGGAGGAUAACGUAACUGCUCAUUCUAGUGGGCUGCAGGCUGGUGCCGUGGAUUAUGAUAUUGGCAGCACCCUGGAUCCAUUCUGUGGUAGUAGUUUUCUAAAGAAAUCUGUCACAAAGUUGCAUUUCCCAGUUGCAAAGGCGUCAUGAGUUUCCUUUUUAAUCCUGGGGUGCUCUCUUGAUCGUUUCAUCUAGUUCUGUAAAUAAAUAAGUUUGGCGCUGAACUGAGUUGUGGAAGUUGUUAAAGAGUUGUUGGUUUUGGCAUUUUUGUAUUAAACCUUAAAACUUUUGCCCUGUUGGACGGACA